AUGACGCGACGGGCGAAGGAACGAUUGCGAGACGGGUCGGUGGACGACGCGAUCGACCUCGCGGGCGAGGCGCUGGAGGCGCACUGCGCGCUCGGUGACGCGUGCGCGCGGGCGGCGCUGGCGAACGCGCACUUCGUCUACGGCGAGGCGUUGUUCAGGGGGGCGCAGGCGUCGAACACGGUGUUCGGGGAACGCGCGCGGGCGAACGCCGAGGCGAGCGGGACCAAGCUGGAGGACGGAGCGAAGGACGAGGCGACGAGAGAAGAGGACGCGGACGGGACGGAUGGUGAUGGUAAAGAUGUUGAUGACGAGGGUGAAGACGCGGCGGAGGAUGGCGAGGACGACGAGGAGGAGGAGUCGGACAUGGAACUCGCGUGGAAGAUGCUCGAGACGGCGCGCGUCUUGUACGAGGACGAGUGUCCGGACGCGCCGUUGGAGUUGGCGGACGUCAUGGAGACCAUCGGUGAGUUGAACAUGGAGCAAUCGCAGUUCGACGCGGCGCUGACGGAUUACAAGGCGGCGCUAGCGCUUUUGGAGGCGAAUCUGGAACCGACGGAUAGGAGACUGGCGAGCGCGCUGUACGAAAUUUCCAUCGCGAAUCAAAUGUUAGAGGCGAACGACGACGCUCUCGCGGCGAACACGCGCGCGAUUGAGAUUUGCGAGGCAAGAAUAGCCGAUCUCAAGGCUGGCACCGCGCGCGUGAGCAAGGGUGCCCGCGAGCGCGCGGGCGAGGUCGUCACUCCGGAGGACUCUAUCCGCGAGUUGGAAGAAAUUAUGGGCGUCGCAUCCGAUCUCAAGGAGCGACAACUCGAGCUCCAAGAGCUCGUGAGCGCCGAUAACUCCACGCGCGAGGCGCUGCGAGCGGCGUUCAAGGCGAUUGGUGGUGCCGCACCGCCUGGAUCCGCGGAGGAGGAGAGCGCUGGAUUCGCCGCGCCGACGCUCGCCACGAGCGCCCCGGUGCAGGCCGCGCCGGUUCGCAGAGUACUCCCUGCUCCCGUUCGUAAAGUCGAGGUCGCCCCGCUUCGCGAGGCGCCCGUCAAGCGCGUGGAGCCACAGCAAACCGCGACUCCGGCCGCCGCGCCUGAGGCGAAGAAGAUGAAGCCGACUCCCAUCGAACAGGCGAACAAAGCCGCGUUGCUCGGAGCCACUCCGACGGACGCGGAACCAAACGGGUGCCCACAACAGUAG
Messenger RNA from Ostreococcus tauri, 1188 nucleotides. RefSeq names its product Tetratricopeptide, SHNi-TPR domain. The transcript has a single exon. Lineage: Eukaryota; Viridiplantae; Chlorophyta; Mamiellophyceae; Mamiellales; Bathycoccaceae. Gene Ontology annotation, molecular function: histone binding. The record is from RefSeq and is a predicted model, not a curated record. Gene Ontology annotation, biological process: DNA replication-dependent chromatin assembly; CENP-A containing chromatin assembly. Bases 1 to 1188 code for a protein of 395 amino acids. Gene Ontology annotation, cellular component: nucleoplasm.